AUGGUGACGGUGCGGAUCGCAGUCGUCGGCGACGAGGGCACCGGUAAGUCGAGCUUGAUUACCUCCCUCGUCAAAGACUCGUUCGUGAGCAGUAAGAUCCAGCCCGUACUUCCGCAAAUAACAAUUCCUCCCACGCUGGGCACACCUGAAGAUGCGAACACAACGGUGGUGGACACAUCUGCGCUUCCGCAAGAACGACCCAACCUCGCUCGAGAGAUUCGAAAGUCGAACUGCAUACUUCUCUGCUACAGUGAUCACUACUCGUACGAGCGAGUUGCGCUGUUCUGGAUGCCCUACUUCAGGUCUCUGGGCGUCAAUCUGCCCGUAAUACUAUGUGCCAACAAGUCAGACCUGUCAAACUCUACGAAGGCGCAGGUGGUCGAGGAAGAGAUGCUGCCUGUGAUGGCCGAGUUCAAAGAGAUCGAUUGCUGCAUACGGACAAGCGCCAGGAAGCACUCGAACGUCAACGAGGCGUUCUUCCUUUGCCAGAAAGCAGUCACACACCCCAUAGCUCCUCUGUUCGAUGCAAAAGAAUCAGCUCUGAAGCAACCUGCUGUGUCCGCCCUCGAAAGGAUAUUCUACCUCUGUGACAAGGACAAGGAUGGCGUACUCAACGAUAAGGAGAUGGGAGACUUCCAGAUGAAGUGCUUCGACAAGCCGCUCAAUGACAGCGAUCUGAACGGAGUCAAGGAUAGCCUUCAGAGUACGUCGGCAGACGCAGUAACUGAAAAUGGCGUUACCGCCCAAGGCUUCCUCCUUCUCAUGAAGAUGUAUGCGGAAAAGGGCCGUCACGAGACUGUAUGGAUUGUUCUAAGGACGUUCCAGUAUACCGACAGCCUGUCCUUGCAAGAGAGCUUCUUACACCCCAAAUUCGACGUGCCUGAAUUUGCAUCGGCAGAACUGUCGCCAGCUGGCUAUCGCUUCUUCGUGGACAUUUUUCUCACCGCAGAUCGAGACAACGAUGGCGGGUUGAAGCACGAGGAAUUAGCCGCCCUGUUUGCGCCUACUCCAGGGGUGCCUCAGCUUUGGCGUGACAAUGACUUUCCAGCAUGUACAGUACGCAAUGACGCCGGCCAUGUCACACUCCAGGGCUGGCUAGCGCAGUGGUCUAUGACGACUUUCAUGUCGCCCACAACAACAUUGGAGUACCUGGCUUACCUAGGUUUCGAAUCUUCAGAUCGGUCAUUACCCAACUCGACAGCAGCGUUGAAGAUCACCAAAGCACGGAAGAGAAGACGGCGGCCAGGACGAACGGGAAGAAACGUUAUAUUGGCGCAUGUCCUUGGUCCGCCUCAGUCAGGGAAGUCGUACUUGCUGGACACACUGCUGGGGCAGCACUUCAGCAGCACCUACAGACCGACCAUUCAGGCCCGAACAGCUGUCAACACAGUCGAGCUACCAGGUGGCAGGCAAUGCUAUCUCAUUCUGAAGGAGUUGGGCGAGUCAGAAACAGCUGUACUCGACAACAAGAGCAAAUUGCUGGAUAAAUGCGAUGUGAUCGUCUAUACUUACGACUCAUCAGAUCCGGACUCAUUUGCGUAUAUUCCAAACAUCCGUAAACAACACCCUCAUCUGGAGGAGCUACCAAGUGUCUACGUAGCUUUGAAAGCAGAUCUGGACCGAACAACUCAACGCGCUGAACAUCAGCCAGACGAGUAUACGGCGAACAUUCAGCGGAUGCCACAAGGUCCGCCUAUUCAUACAAGCGUCACCUGGCCAUCGAUCCAGGAGCUCUUCGUCGCAAUCGCAGAAGCUGGACUGGAACCGAUCACUGCAUACCCUCGGCCUCUACAGGAUGAGGACAGCGGACAGUUGAUGCGAUACGGCAUUGCGGCUGGCGCGGCCGCAUGCGCGGGAGCAGCCGCGGUGUUAGUCUUCAGGAAGGCGGCUAGUGGCACUGCAAAGAAGAAGCGAUGCAAUCAUACGUUCACCAGAGCCCCGGACCAACGUGCAGAGAGUGACGGGGUAGAUAAGGUCCUCCCGAAUCUCACUCACAAAGAGCCCGUCCGCUUCGUGGGUGAUCUCAAUCCAGAGUCUAUCUUGACGGAUCUCGGUCGUGGUAGCGAGCGGCCUCGUGUCAGUAGGAUAGGCACGUUCGUACAGGAUGACAGCCGAACACACGACUCAAUACACUUGCCUGCCACUGAUCCUCCCCAGACCCGAUCAGGGGAGAAGACUCCUGUCAAUGUCGAGAAGUAUGCUCGAGCCGACGGAGGGAAGAGGAUGUUAACUCCUCAGUACCGAAACUACUUGCAAUCUGUGGGUGCCUUCCGGGUUCUGCCCAAGGCAACGCAAGAUGCUUUGGUGACCACGUAUAUCUCAUGCUUUGAUGGCCUACUUCCCGUUCUGGACUGCGGCAAGCUGCUGCGCGACUACACUGCAGGAACGACCUCGCUAUUCCUCAUUCAAGCGAUAUGUCUCAUCACUUGCAAGAUUCCAGAUGCAUCGGAGUGGUUGCGACUAUACGACGACGGGCCAUUGCUCGAUCCAAUCCCAUUCGCACGUAGCUUACAUGUCGGUCUUGACGCGGCUAUGAAGGCGGAUCUCGAGCCAGAUCGCAUGACGAAGGUACAGAUCCUCACGCUGAUGCAUCUGCAUAAUGACGGACCUGGAGGUAUCGAAGAGUCAUCACUUCACCUGUCGCAAGCUAUACACGAUGCCUGGACCGCAGGACUUCACAUUCAUACUCCCGGAAGAACGCUAGUAGACCAAGCAAGCAUGACAUGGUGGAUGAUCUGGGCUCUCGAUCGGUUCAACGCCUGUAUAGGCGGUCGACCAAUCAUGAUUGCAGAUCGCGAUAUCGACCUCUCCCGGCCACCGAUUGACUCGUCAAUCCGAGCUCCAAGUGCUCUCGUAUGGAUUCGUCUCGGAGAGCUCCUGGACAAGGUCAUCGAAUUCUACAGACCAGCUUCGUACGAUCCCAAUGCUAGCGGGUGGGAGCACGACUUUCCAUCAUGGUCGUCCUUACUCCAAGGCAUCGACCUGCAAGACAACACUGGUCCAGGACAACUUACAGUCCUGGAGAUCGGGUACAAUGUCAUCGCUAUCUUGUCUUGCCGAAACGCUUCACCGGCACAAGCGUCUUAUAAGCGACGCGUCGCUGCCGCAGAUCGGAUACAAGCUCUUCUCACAGAAGUGCCACCCCGAGAAUGCCCUCCUAUACCGCUCGUUCCCUACGCCAUCGGCCUGUCGCUGACUGUAGCCUACCGGUGCAUUCGCUCGCCAUCAACGACGAAUCCUGAGGAACAAAAGGACAAUCUAAGUACUCGUGCUGAAAUGCUUGAAUCGUUAUCACAGUACUGGUGGACCGCCGAUGCUAUGGCCAAACUAGGUCGCAAAGCUCUCAAAUCAAUGCAGAAUCCCGUGGGAGUUAAGCGUGGCGAGAUCGACUCAUUGGCGUCCGCGAUGGAAAGCGAGGUGACCGUAUGCAAGUACGGUCCAUUCGAAGGAAGGACACAAGGCCAAGGAGUCGUUGGCCAGCCGCAACAGCCGCCUUCGGAUACUGACAUUAAUGGCAACGCUCUGCGUCUCUUAUCUGAUGCAGCAGCAAGGCACUCCACCAAUACGCCACAGAGCAAUUAUACAUCUACUCCGUCACGCAGCACGACUGCAUGCGCUAACAGUGCUCCAUCGAACGGCCUCGACAGCACAGGAAGCUAUCAGCAUACGCCACUUACUGAUGCUCUACCUACUCCAAAUAAUGCUGCAAACAAUGAUGGGACUGUCGAUGCAAGCCUCUUACCCAACAAUGCCCAAACGCCUUACAACGACAUGUCGAAAUUCCCCUCCCUAACAGACUCCGACUUCUCAGCAGUCGCCUUCUCCGAAUUAGACAACAUGUUCGACGGCUUCUAUGAUCUCAGCAUCCCCACUGUCACCUUCGGCACGGGCCAGAACGGAGAGCAAAUGCUCUUUGACGGGUUCGGGAAUUGGAAUGGUGUCAUGGGCGCCGACGGCAGUGGUGGGUUCGACAUGUGGAUGGGUGGUAACGAUGGGAUGAACUUCGGUAGCAAUGCCGCAUUGUUGCAGCAUCAAAGGCAUCAAUUGAGUGGUGGGUCUGUUAGUGGCGCUUCCGGGGUAGCUGCUAGUAAUGGUGGUAGUGGUGGUGGGAUGAGUGACUAUCCUGAUAUUGGAUGA
This is a messenger RNA of Cyphellophora attinorum, 4137 nucleotides long. Its product is annotated as Mitochondrial Rho GTPase 1. Lineage: Eukaryota; Fungi; Ascomycota; Eurotiomycetes; Chaetothyriales; Cyphellophoraceae. The transcript is spliced from 3 exons. The record is from RefSeq and is a predicted model, not a curated record. Gene Ontology annotation, biological process: DNA-templated transcription. Bases 1 to 4137 code for a protein of 1378 amino acids. Gene Ontology annotation, molecular function: GTPase activity; calcium ion binding; zinc ion binding.